AUGUGGAAUUUUAAAGAUGGAAUUUUAGCAACGCAAGCUUAUGAAAAAUUUGAUUUGAUUAUUGGUGAUUUUUCUGUUAUAAUGGAUUUACUUACGAAACACAGUGUCAUUUAUAAUUUAAUUGGGUGA
This is a messenger RNA of Dentiscutata heterogama, 129 nucleotides long. NCBI's taxonomy places the organism in Eukaryota, Fungi, Glomeromycota, Glomeromycetes, Diversisporales, Gigasporaceae. The record is from the annotation of a GenBank genome assembly.